Messenger RNA from Paraglomus occultum, 181 nucleotides. NCBI's taxonomy places the organism in Eukaryota, Fungi, Glomeromycota, Glomeromycetes, Paraglomerales, Paraglomeraceae. The record is from the annotation of a GenBank genome assembly.
AGAAUUAAAUACCAAGCUUACAGAUAAGAUUAGCGAACUUAGAAAAAAGUAUACUGAGCUUGAAGCUAAGAAUAUCGAAGUCGUAACUGAGAAUGCAAAAUUAAAACAAGACAAGGAGGAUAUUGAAGCCAGAUUCUUGAAUUUAGAGCAGAGAGAUAGGAAAAAACUGCCUUAUCACUAA